This is a messenger RNA of Dracunculus medinensis (Guinea worm), 1248 nucleotides long. The record is from the annotation of a GenBank genome assembly. Lineage: Eukaryota; Metazoa; Nematoda; Chromadorea; Rhabditida; Dracunculidae.
AUGGGUGUCCCAUAUGUGACUGUGGCUAUCGCUUAUCUUAUUUACAUGGGUAAGACAUCUUACGUUUUUUAUGGCCGUAUUAUUGUAUGUCCAUUACCGGUUCCAAACUGUAAUGUGGAGAACGCUCAAGAACGCGGCUUGCUGUUCGGCUACGAGCGCAAACGUCAAUUAUCCAUGAGUGUUGAUAUUAAUGAAGAUGAUUUAAUGAAAUGGAACUGUGAACUGGAAAAGAGAGCUGCUCAAUAUAUUAAAAAAUGUCGCAUUGCGAAAAUUCCAAGAACCAAUGGAACACUCGUUGGGAGCGUUUACUCUCAUUUCUUUAACGAAUCAAUAGUUGACAAAUUAUUCCAUCCAGCAUUAUAUACAACUGCAUACCAUGAAAACGUUGGACUAAGCGAUGAAGAAUGGAAGUAUGUCGCUGAAGUUGGUUGCUCCCAAAUUUUUUGUCGAAUGACCCAUGGAGAUAAUAAAGGAAUGCUUGUGAAAUUCGCUGCUUGCUUUUACAAACUUCGAUCACCACUAACAGUCGGCAUGGCUAAUCAAAAAUCGGCGAUUCCACCAACAGCAACCACCGCACCAACAAUCGCUGCGUUACCAGAAUUAACAAUAGUGCCUUUUACAUUACCAUUCACUGAAUGUUUGGAUUCUGUAAUUUCGACUAAUACUAAAGAUAAAAUCAUCAACCGAUACAAUUGGUUCCGAAAACUAAUUAAAUAUGCCAUCUCGGAAGCUGGUGGAAUAAUUUCUGACCAAACUGACGACAUUGGAUUUAAAUGGAAUUGCUUUUUGGAAUUAUCCGCAACGCAAAGUGCAAGACAAUGCAAUUUUACUCACUCGAAAGAACCUUCGCCUCUUGGCGAAAGUCGAAAAAUUCUUUUGAGAAGCGAUCGUCAAAAAAUUUUUUGGGAAACCAGAAAAUUAUCGCCUAACGAAUCAUUAAUAUUAGAAGCAGUUGAGUCGUGGUGGAGCAGUGGGUCUUGGAGCCAUUUCUCGUAUUUCGAGCAUUUAUCGCCUCACGAAUUAUCGGAAAAUUAUGAUUUCUUCACUCAGUUGGUGAAUAUGGAAACAACUUACAUUGGCUGCGGAAUUGGAUAUUGCCCUGCGCACCACAUGGGACUGAACAUGCAUGCAAUCGUGUGUCAAUAUUUUCCAGGAAUUGAACGAAAUUCAAGCAAAUUUAUGGAAAUAUGGAGAGUCUUGCGAACUUAUGAAGAACAAAUCCGUGAUGUAAUUCAAGAGCACUCGUGA